AAUCCUCACUGAGCCAGGAGAGUGGUUCUCGGCCGCAAAGACGGAGGCUGUGGGGGCGGCGGUCAGCGACCCAGCCAUGUGCGGCCAGGGCCCUGGGGACAAGAAAGGCCGCUCUCGCUCCCAGCUCCCCCCCGGCUCCACCACCGCCCCCCACGACCCCUCAAGGCCUGGCGACCCCGGGACCCCAGGGGGCCCCGACAUACCCUCGGCACGCUCCCGCAGCGAGCCACCGCGAGACGGCAGCCGAAGGCCGGGCUGGGCGCCUGACCUGAACGGGAAGGCGGGGGGCCGGGGGGGCCGGGGUGGGCGGCGGCCGGGUCAGCCCCCGCUGCAGGCCCAGGUGUCGGUGGACCGUGACCUCCGCGACCCCCGGGAACGAAGGGAGAGCCGGCGUCUGAUGAAGGGACGCUCUCUGGAACACGACCCUGUCGGGGGGUUUGGGGCUGCAGGCGACCCUCGCCGGACAGAGGAGGGGUACCACAUGGACCCCCCCCGCCAUCCUGGUCAGCCUCAAGCAGGGGCACCCCCAGGGGGUAGGAACUCUCUCCUCCCCCAGGGGAGAGGUGGGGGUGUGGGGGUUGGGGGUGAGGGUGGGGUGGGGGACGGUGUGGGGAUCUGGUCUGACAGGCUGGGCCAGAGGACGGCGGUGGGAGGAGUCGGGGGGGCCCAGGAUCACACCUACCGACAACAACAACAGCAGCAUCAACACCACCAGCCUCCCGAACUCAGAGAGCCUCCCGGAUCAGGCUCCGCCCCCGGCAACGCCCCUGGCAACGCCCCGCUCCUACGACGGACCAAACGGGAGAAGGCGGAGAGCAUGCUGCGGAACGAUUCGCUCAGCUCCGACCAAUCGGAGUCCUUGCGACCGCCCCCUCCGCGGCCUUACAAGUCGAAGCGAGGCGGCGGCGGCGGCGGAGGCGGAGGAGGGAAGAGACAGACAUCCGUCAGCAGCUCCGAGGAGGAGGGAGGGACCACGCCCGAGUACAGCAGCUGCGAGGACGCGGAGAUCGAGAGCGUCAGCGAGAGAGGUGACUGGGAGUGCUACCCCCUGGACCCAACUGUAUGGCAUCACCCAGUGACAUGGCAGCCAUCGACAGAAGGUGACCAUCUAAUCGGUCGAAUCACGUUGAGCAAGAGGAGCGCUAUGCCAAAGGAGGCUGGAGCCUUGCUAGGACUCAAGGUGGUAGGGGGGAGGGUCACUGAGACAGGGAGAUUGGGGGCUUUCAUCACCAAAGUCAAGAGAGGCAGCCUGGCUGACGUGGUGGGUCAUCUGCGUGCAGGUGAUGAGGUUCUUCAGUGGAACGGCAAGUUGUUGCCCGGAGCAACGCAGAAAGAAGUUUACAAUAUCAUUUUGGAAUCUCAGACUGAACCUCAAGUGGAACUGGUGGUAUCCAGACCCAUUGGUGAUAUCCCAAGAAUCCCAGACACAUCCCACCCUCCAUUAGAAUCCACAGGAUCCAGUUCAUUCGAGUCCCAGAAGAUGGAACGUCCGUCUAUCUCGGUCAUGUCUCCGUCCAGCCCUACCCUCAGAGACACGCCUCACCUAAUGCCUGGAAGUAUCUCUGUGAAGUUGUGGUAUGACAAGGUGGAUCACCAGCUCAUAGUGAACGUCCUCCAGGCAGUCGACCUGCCCACCAGGCCAGACGGACGACCUAGAAAUCCCUACGUGAAAAUGUACUUCCUGCCAGACCGCAGUGAUAGGAGCAAGCGGAGGACCAAGACGGUUAAAAGGAGCGGCGACCCGAAGUGGCACCAGGGGUUUGUCUACUCGCACGUCCACCGACGAGACUUCAGGAACCACAUGCUGGAGAUGACAGUAUGGGACCAGCCACACGUGCCAGAACAGGACAGCAUGUUCAUGGGAGAGGUUCUGAUAGAGCUGGAAACAGCUCUGCUGGACGACCAGCCCCACUGGUACAAGCUGCAGACCCAUGACUCCUCCUCCAUCCCCCUCCCGCGCCCCUCCCCCUACCUGCCCCGCAGACACGCCCACACCGACACGCCCACCAAGAAGCUCCAACGUUCUCAGCGUGUCGUUGAGUCUGAGAUUGAUGAGGGUACGACAGCAGUGCCUAAAGCUGCAGACGGGCGUGGCCGGGAGCGUCAGAGAGAGCAGCCCAGCACGCUGGAGGUUCCAGAGCAGAGGAGGGGGGCUCACCAUCGCUCCCGCUCUGUGUCUCCCCCCCGGGAGGAGCAGGCACACACACGCUCACGCCCCCCCAACAUCCCUGCCCAGAGGAGUUUGGAUGAUGAGAUGCAUCAUGGUCGCCGGUCUCGUUCGCCCACCCGCUACUGUGACUCCACUAGAGGGUUCCAACAGGAGGAGGAAUACCUGGACGACAGUGAGGUCAUCAUGAUCCACCAAUCAAUGCGGGGCAAAAGUGCCGAGUGCCUACACACCAAAAGUGAUCUACGGCCCUCUCUGGACAGGGUUAGGAGCGCUAGCACCAACUGUCUCACUCCAGACAAUAAUGUUCCCUCACCAGAGCCUGACAGGUUCUCUCAGUCCCUGCCUCGUAGACGUCCAGCCAGCCCCAGGAUUCUAAUCCAGCACGCCUCCCCUGAAGACGACAGGUGGGUGCUGGAUCCUGUGUUUCCUACUCAGGACCUAAUCAAUCACCUCAGUGCAAAGAGGCACCCUCAAACACUGGACACGUCCUCCUGUCAGACUCUGGCCCAGAAACACUCUGACAACAACAGGGGCCACCUCCAAGGUGGUGCGUCUCUCUCUUCCUCCGUGACCUCCUCCUCAGCCCGCAGAGCCCGGCAGCUUCCCCAGGUCCCCGCCAGGAGCAGCAGUGUGGAGCAGGCUCUAGCAGCAGAGGAGCGUGUGGGGAAGCUGCAGAUCAAGGUCCUCCCCUACAGGAGCUCAGGACAGUCCUCCUCAAGCCAGGACCUGCAGAGGGCGCUGAAGGGCAAACGAGAGCUCUAUAAGGAUCAGAAGCAGAGCUGUGAAAAUGUGUCCCACAAGUCUUCGGACAGUGAUGUCAGCGAUGUGUCGGCCAUCUCUCGCACCAGCAGCGCCUCGCGAGUCAGCAGCACCAGCUACAUGUCCAUCCAGUCAGAGAGACCCCGGGCCAAGCACAGCCGGGCGGUGCGUGCGACGGAGAGGAUGAUGAAGAGCACGAGUGUGAGUGGAGAGAUCUACGGCAUGGAGCACACAGACGGCAGCCAAUCAGACACAGCGCUGGGCAUGCUGGGGGGCGGGACCAAAGAGCGGCGCUCCAGCCUCAGCCAACGAGUGGUGGCCAUCGUGGGAAUCCCCUCCAGACGCAGUCGCAGCACCUCCCAGAUCAGCCAGCCAGCGGUGGCGGGUAAGAAGGCGGGCAAGGCUGGCAGCAAGCUGCAGAUCCAGAGAAGCCAGGAGACGGGCAUGGCUGUGGAGUUUCCCCGCUCAGCCAUGAACCGGCAGGCCAGCCGCGAGUCCACUGACGGCAGCAUCAAUAGCUACAGCUCUGAGGGGAAUUUGAUCUUUUCAGGGAUGCGUCUGGGGGCAGACAGCCAGUUCAGCGACUUCCUGGAUGGACUUGGCCCCGCCCAGCUUGUGGGCCGGCAGACUUUGGCCACACCCUCCAUGGGAGACGUCCAGAUAGGAAUGAUGGAUAAGAAAGGUCAGCUGGAGGUGGAGGUGAUCAGGGCGCGUGGCCUUACCUCCAAACCAGGGUCCAAAUCCCUCCCAGCUCCCUAUGUCAAGGUGUAUCUGCUGGAUAACGGAGCGUGCAAAGCCAAAAAGAAGACCAAGAUCGCCCGCAAGACCCUGGAGCCUCUGUACCAGCAACAGCUCCUGUUUGAGGAGAGCCCACAGGGGAAAGUGCUGCAGGUCAUAGUCUGGGGCGACUACGGGCGACUGGACCACAAAUCCUUUAUGGGAGUUGCACAGAUCCUAUUGGAGCAGCUGGACCUCUCCAGCACAGUGAUUGGCUGGUACAAACUGUUUCCCCCCUCCUCAUUGGUGGACCCUACGUUAGCCCCGCUCACUCGGCUGGCUUCCCAGACGUCAUUGGACAGCUCAGGACCACCGCCUGGCGUGCGAUCCUAGUGACUGCUGUGCAACCACACCCCGUACCACAGUGGACCACAGACAACCGGACUGCAUGACCACACACCCUUGACCUAGGGAAAACCAGGACCUUUCCCAUGGAAACAGAGGCAACCAAUGAAAGCCAGACACAAAAAGCGAGAGAGAGAGAGAGAGAGAGAGAGAGAGAGGGCUGGACAGAGGCAAAGACAGAGAAAGUACUACCCAAUCAGAGCUUAGCUGAAGUCUGACAAUCACCUCCCACGCCUCCCUUCUCCUUCCUGCUCUCUCCAUCCCACCUAGCUUCUGUUCUCUCCAUCCCUCCAUCCCUUUGUUCUCCGUCUCUAGGCUGCUGGGGCCUUGCUGUGAGCCCCUCCUCCCCGUCCCUCUCUCCCUCCUCUCCUCCCUCACCUCUCUUCAUCUCCUCCUUUCCUUCACUGGCUGUGUUGUGACCGUUUCAACCGUGAUAGGAAGGGCUUGCAGCCCGCCCUAUCACACGACAGAGUGGAUGUUGACACAGGUGUCCACCAGCCAAUCGGUGGCCAGAACACUGGCAGGCAGUAUGAGAUGGCAAGGGUGUGUGGAGGAGGAAGAGACACCUCAGAUCUGACUGCCUGAUCGUGGCGACGCGUGAUGUCAUCACUUCUCUCCCUGGUCACAUGACAGGGUAGAGGCAGGCGAUGUUGCGCAACCUGUCUGCGGGGGGUUGAUGGGGGGGAGCCUGCGCACGUACGUGCACAUUUUCAGCCUUGUCGGACGAUCAAAACGAGCACAAGAAGCGUCAUUUCGAGGUGGAAGGUUUUCUGCUUUUCCGAAAGAAAAGCCAAUCAGAGGCCGAGUUACGUUUACGUUUGUCUGUUCCGUUGUCUUCAUCUCCGGUUCAUCUUUCUGCCUCUGAGUUCAGAAUGACGCCGUGUGACGCAGGCUCCCUCCCAGUCUGAGUGUGUGGACCCACGGCCGCCCACAGAGGAACAGGUCUGAUCACAUGACCACUCCUUAACCCCGCCCCCACCUCUUAACCCCGCCCCCGUUAGAGGCGGAGCAGCAUGACUCGGGACCCCGGCCCCAAGCUGCAUGCACAGUUUCUUUUUUCUUUUUCUUUUUUGUAAAACAGAGACAAGACAAAAACGAAUUACAGAUAAAAGAAGUGACUAGAGACUAAAUGUGUGUUAGUUCCACAUACUUUUAGGCCAGCUUGUAUGUUGCAUGUAUUUGUACACUUUGCUCGUACUGAAUAUGAAUACAGAGAACAGCCAAGCCAUCUUGACUUCCUGUGGGCGGGGCUUAGGGGGAUAUGCUCCGCCCAGGCCACGCUUCCCUCUCUGGGUAUGAAUAUCUAAUGAGGAAGUCUCCAAAUAAAAUAUGUAUUCUUUCCUUUUUUCUUCUUUUUUUUUUUACCCUUUGGAGAACAUUGCUGUACUGUAGUACUGAGCAAACUCAGGCCCCUUGGUCAUCCCAGGUUGUAAGUGUUAAACUAGUAGUCUAUGACAGCGGGGCUAGAGACAGAGCUAGAGAAUGUGUGUAUAACAGCUAAAUGUAUAUGAAGUAUAAUAUUGAUUUUGACAGAAAUUAUAAAGAUAUAGAUAUAUGAAGUGUAUCAAACUAUACACCUCUCACCGACGCGCACACAUGCACACGUUGUACAUAGGAGUCGGAAUGAAUAGUUUCAAACUAAAGGAAAGGACGGAAGGACGGAAACAUUCCUGGUCUAGUUCACUGGGAUUCGGCUCCCUGGUCUGUUCAAGCUGCUGAGCGGCUACAGGCCACAGGGGGGCGCCAACAACGGGCCUUUCAGUUAUUUCCUCUAACCGACAAAACAAAAAGGAAACAUAGCAAAUUGGAAACAACCGCUUUUGUUUUUAUUUCACCUAAAUGUCCUUCUUUGUCAUGGUUUGGACUGAACUUCAAAAGCCCGUGAAAUGUUCUCUCUGACGUUUUUCAGUUAACCCUUUGCGUAGAGUGGCCGACUGCGCUUUCCUUUGUCAGUAUUACACCAGGAAUACUGAUUGUUUACAGUCCAUGGCUUCCCACUACAAAAACACGACCUUGGAAGAAGUAUUCACUGCAACAGUUGUUGUUUGUAUAACAGAUGUGGCUCUACUGACGUGUAUGUUUUAUAUUCAAGAGUUCAUUUUUAUUAUUUACAAAUAAAAGACUGUGUGGAAGAAAAUGGA
This is a messenger RNA of Hypomesus transpacificus, 6192 nucleotides long. Its product is annotated as regulating synaptic membrane exocytosis protein 1-like. The transcript has 28 exons. The record is from RefSeq and is a predicted model, not a curated record. Gene Ontology annotation, biological process: regulation of synaptic plasticity; regulation of membrane potential; positive regulation of synaptic transmission. Gene Ontology annotation, cellular component: presynaptic membrane; cytoskeleton of presynaptic active zone. Lineage: Eukaryota; Metazoa; Chordata; Actinopteri; Osmeriformes; Osmeridae. Gene Ontology annotation, molecular function: transmembrane transporter binding; small GTPase binding. The coding region runs from base 77 to 4039 and encodes 1320 amino acids.